This is a messenger RNA of Zychaea mexicana, 2978 nucleotides long. Its product is annotated as SNF2 family N-terminal domain-containing protein. Gene Ontology annotation, cellular component: pericentric heterochromatin; nucleus. Gene Ontology annotation, biological process: DNA methylation-dependent constitutive heterochromatin formation; negative regulation of gene expression via chromosomal CpG island methylation; lymphocyte proliferation. NCBI's taxonomy places the organism in Eukaryota, Fungi, Mucoromycota, Mucoromycetes, Mucorales, Lichtheimiaceae. Gene Ontology annotation, molecular function: ATP binding; chromatin binding; ATP-dependent chromatin remodeler activity. The coding region runs from base 95 to 2683 and encodes 862 amino acids. The record is from RefSeq and is a predicted model, not a curated record. The transcript is spliced from 9 exons.
GUGCGCCCUUUUUGUAAAGCGGGCUUCUUGGAAAAGGCUUUUUUCUUCUUUCUUUCAUUCAACUCUGCCUACAACCUCUAUUCGAUCCUCAAUCAUGGCAGUCGAUCAGGGCAGCAUUCCAGACGUCUCCAUUCUUACAGGACACGAUUUACCUCAAACCAUAGAAUCGCCGGCUACUACCACGGCCACCACUACUGCUCAGACAACACCAGAUAAUGAGUUGACACAAGCCAUGGUCGAAGAGGAAGUCAAUUUAGCAAAGGUCACUCAGAAAGAAGAAGACAAGCGUAUUCAAGAAGAGGCUCAAGCCCAGUUUGACACAACUGUCAAAGAACAACGCAUGAAGCGUUUGCACUUUCUACUGGAAAAGUCUGGUGCGUAUGCUACUAUUCUGGGUCAAAAAUUGGCAAAACAACAAGAAGAAGCACGCGAACGAAAUGCCGCGCCUGCACCUUCCACUACGACUACUCCGGCAUCGUCAUCCGCUGCAGCACCGCCAGCAGCAGCACCAGAAAAACGUGGAAGGGGUCGUCUUCGCAAGAGAAAGGCUGAUGAUGCUGAUUAUCAGUUGGGCGACUAUUUAAAUGAAGAGGAUAUCAAACGGCGCAAGCAGUCGAACAAUGAUGUGGGCAAGGCCAUCCAAGAAGAUAUGGAGAACAUGAACUCUAAGCCUACAUCAACAGUUCCUGCGCGUCAGCCUUCCUUGGUCACUGGAGGUGUGCUUCGCGAUUAUCAAUUGGCUGGUGUGGAAUGGCUCAUUAGCUUGUGGGAGAACGGUCUCAAUGGUAUCCUAGCUGACGAGAUGGGCCUGGGCAAGACUUUGCAAACGAUCAGUUUUAUUGCUCAUUUGAAGGCAAUGAAGGUUGCCGGUCCGUAUCUCAUUGUGACGCCGCUUUCAACGCUUGCAAACUGGGUCAAUGAGUUCAAGAGAUUCGCCCCUAAAAUUCCGGUGCUGUUGUAUCACGGAAGCAAAGAAGAACGCCAGCAUAUGGUCAACCGCAAGAUGCCCAAGAAGAAGGAAACAACCUUUGAUUUCCCUAUCAUUGUGACUAGCUACGAAAUUGUCAUGAACGACCGCAAGCAUUUGCAGCGCUAUAACUGGAAAUACAUUGUCGUCGACGAAGGACACCGUAUUAAGAAUUUGAACUGCAAGCUGAUCAAGGAGUUGAAGUCGUAUUCAUCCGCUAAUCGUCUGCUGCUUACUGGCACGCCCUUGCAGAACAAUCUUGCUGAACUGUGGAGUUUGUUAAACUUUUUACUACCCGAUAUCUUUGAUGACCUUGACAUGUUUCAAUCAUGGUUUGACUUUUCUGAUAUCCAUGAGAAGAGUGGUCAGGAUCGCAUCAUCAAGGAAGAAGAAGAGGAUCGAAUCAUCAGCAGUCUCCAUACCAUUCUCCAGCCAUUCUUGUUGCGUAGGCUGAAGACUGAUGUGGAACACUCGUUGCCUAAAAAGAAAGAAUAUCUGCUUUAUGCACCUCUCACACGACCCCAAAAGAGUCUCUACGAUGCCAUUCUGAAGCGUGAUCUUCGCGAUUAUCUGAUCAAACGCAAGACCAAGGGCUUACAGGAAGACCCACAACAACAGCAGCAGCCAUCACAACAACCACAGCCUCAGCAACUGGAAGAAGAUCAGACCAAUGAAAAUGACGAAGGAGGCAAAGCCCAACGAAACACCAAGUCCACCGUCGAUUACAAAGAAAAGACAGAUCGCCAGUAUUUCAAGGAAUUGGAAAAGGCGGCUGAUGAAAACACAACCCCGGUGGUGGACCAGAACGCAGUGGAGAAGAAACAGCAGCUAUCUGCAGCGGUCAAGCAAGUCAAUGGAUUGCAUUUGCAAAAUAUCGUCAUGCAACUUCGCAAGGUGUGCAACCACCCGUUCCUGUUUGAUUGGCCGAUCGAUCCAAAGACCAACACCCAUGUCUUAAAUGCAGAUUUGGCUGCACAGUCCGGCAAGGUCUUGCUGCUCGAUCGAUUGCUGACUGGACUGUUUGAUCGUGGCCAUAAAGUCCUUGUGUUUUCGCAGAUGACCAAGAUGCUCGACAUUCUGGAAGAUUGGGCAACGGUAUUGAAGGGCUGGCCUAUCUGUCGACUGGAUGGCGGUGUACCUCAGGAAGCGCGCCGGCAACAGAUCGAGGCAUUCAAUGAGCCAUCGAGUCCUUUCAAACUCUUUUUAUUGUCAACGCGUGCAGGUGGUCUGGGUAUCAACUUGACAGCAGCCGACACGGUUGUGAUAUUUGACAGUGAUUGGAACCCACAAAUGGAUUUGCAAGCACAAGAUCGCGUUCAUCGUAUUGGCCAGACGAAACCUGUCUUGAUCUACCGUUUUGUGGCAGCGAAUACAGUUGAAGCGAAAAUGCUAGAACGAGCAACAGCCAAAAGACGUCUAGAAAAGCUUGUGAUUCAAAAGGGCAAAUUCAAAACGCCUGUCUCUGCUUCUGCGAAACGCGACCAAGAAAGCACGCUGCGUGAGCUGGCUGAAAUCUUGGCAUCGGAGGACGGUGAGCAAGUCCAAAUUGUUUCCCACGGCGAUAAAGUCGUUUCGGAUGAAGACCUAGAUAAGCUGUUGGAUCGAAGCGAGCAGGUGUUUGAGGAACAGAAUGCAAGCAGCACGGGCGGUUUCCGAGAGAUCAAUACUUCUGAGUUGCAGGACUCGAAGAAUGAGGUUUUGGCCACCCGAAUGUAACGCAUACAAAAGACAUUUUCAUAGUACUACAUAGCCUUCGGUCGCAAAAGUAUCCCAGAAAGUCAAAAAUAAACUACUCCGCAUUCCUCAUAAAUCGACAAGGUGUUGUUGACGUUUAUGUAGUACGUAAACGGCGGCAUUAAUUAGAUUGUAGGACCGCUCUUUCGUGAUCCUGUUCCGCGAGUGAUCAAAAGCACCACAGACGCGACGGGCAGUAAUAGCGAGCCAACAAACCUACAGCCAACCCAGAAGUGUCAAGGGCGGUUGAUUUCACAUUGUCUUGCAACAAAAUGAA